AGUGCAAUCAUCUGUUGGUUAUGAUAAAUCAAAACAAUCUAGUUUUAUUAAUAAAUGAGUGAGUUCUGAGUGAAAUUUCAAUCGCUGUUGAUCGAGAAUCGCUCGCUUUAAAAGACCGAUUUCCAUUCGAAGUUUACACGAUGAACAGCAACAAAUCCGAAGGAAAUUAUUCCCUACAAUCGACGGAGAAUUUCAGCGAUUUCAGCGAUUCGGACAAGUUCAAAUCGAUCGAAGAGCACAACGAAAACCAAUACGGCGACACCAGCAAACUAUCCUUUCAAGAUUUGCUGAAAAUCCACCAGAAACAGACCGUGUGGGGCUUCCAAUUCGGCAAGGAAGUGCGCCAGAACACCCUCAACAGGGACAAAGCCUUGCAGGGCAAAUCCAAAGAUGAUUGCGAGAGGAUCGAAGAGACUCGAAUAGAGAUCGGUUCCGAUUCGAUCACUACGAAUGGGCUGACCGAAAAAGAACACAAGACUCCGCAUUCUAGGAAGAAGCUGGGAGUUCGAAGAACAGGCAAACGAAAGGGUAGCGUCAAAGGGAACGAGUUCGAUUCGCCGCAGAAAACCCGAAAAGCUCCGUUGCCUUUAAUGGAUUGGGCCGAUUCUAAAGAGGUGUGGUUGUUCAUGGUGUACAAAGAAGAAGCCUUACUGAACCAACGCAACCCCCAUCUAUUCGAAGAAUUCUCCACCUUCAUACCCCGCAUGCGAGCCAUUCUACUCGACUGGGUGAUGGAAGUCUGCGAAGUCUACCAUCUCCGACGAGUCACCUACUACCUCUGCGUAGACUACUUCGAUCGAUUCCUCUCCAUCAGACCAGACGUUCCCAAGAACCAGCUCCAACUGGUGGGAGUCACCUGCUUAUUUUUAGCAGCCAAAUUAGAAGAAAUCUAUCCUCCACGUCUCUCAGAAUUCUCCUACGUUUGCGAUGGAGCUUGUGGUCCUGAGGAUAUCCUAGCCUGCGAAUUAUUAAUCCUCAACAGCCUCGGAUGGGACCUCAACGUGAUGACGCCCAGCGAUUGGUUGAACUUGUACAUGCAGAUCCACUUCCAAGCGGGGAACGUGACCAAGCAGAAGCUCCACAUCGGUAUGAAUAGAGACUUUUUCUUUCCCCAGUACUCGGCUUAUCAAUUCACUAGAGCUUCACAACUAGUAGAUAUGAUGAGCUUAGAUCCGGGGUUUUUGAAGUUCAGUUAUAGUACACUAGCUGCUGCUGCUAUGUAUUUUAUGUACGGUAAAACGGUGGCUUUGAAUACAUCGGGGUUGUGUUGGGGGGAGUUGCAACCUUGUGCUGAAUACAUGGCGGUUUUUUAUCAUGUGAUUAGAGAUAGUGAUGAUCCGAAGUUGCAGUCUUGCAAAGAUGGAUCGAUCGAAGAACAAGGAUCGGCUGGUUUGGAGAAUAUUCGACAUAAAGUGAGGAAUUUGGUGAAGGACGAGAAUCACUCGUUGCAAACGCACGUGGUGAAUUUGGAUUAUUUCGAAAAAUCCGCGAUAAUUCGUUUGGAGCAAAUGGGAUUGAAAGUACAAAAGACUUACGUGAAGAAGAAGGAGAAAUUGGAGCAGGACGAAGCGAGUAGUGAAAAUUACAUAUGUAUGUAUGAAUUGGAGAAAUUAAAUUGCGAUGUGGAUGUUUUAAGUGAUGAUGAUGAUGAUGAUUUGAGUAAUAUUAUCGCGCCUUCUACGUCGGAUGCUAGUUUGAUAGUGCAAGAAGGAACGAAGGCUAUUUUAAGUUUCGAUGAUAUAUUAGAAGGAAUAGUUAGAUGUAAUAAAAAGAACAUUUCACAGAACGUUGAGUCUAAAUUGGAGACUGAUUAUAUAGAUGAAAUUAACUGACAUUGUAGUAAAUUGUUUAGUGUUAAGGAUAUUUGUUAAGUUUAUUUGAGCUUUAGACUUCUAAUGUCACGUCUACAAGGUUUUUGUAGAAGGAAAUUGUGUUUUAUAGUAUGAUUUUUUUAAACGAGUUGAGGUGUUGUUAAC
Phyllotreta striolata is the source of this 1976-nucleotide messenger RNA. Lineage: Eukaryota; Metazoa; Arthropoda; Insecta; Coleoptera; Chrysomelidae. The record is from the annotation of a GenBank genome assembly.